UUAUGCCUGCCCAUUGUGCCCAUCACUACUGCAGACUUCAGAGCAACAUGUCUAUGUCCCACUUGUAUGGGAAGGAGGAAGAUGGUAUAGAAAUUGAGCCGUUUGAAAUCACAGAUUGGGAUCUGGAGAAUGAGUUUAAUCCAGAUCGCCGACGAUACCGACAGUCUAAGGAAGACAACACUUACGGAAUAUGGGCUCAGCAUGAUGACUCGGACGACGAGAGACCAAGUUUUGGUGGGAAAAAGUCAAAAGAUUAUACAGCUCCAGUAAGUUUUAUCAGUGUAGGGUUAAAAACAACAACCGAUGAACAGCGUGAGAAGGAUUCUGAUUCUGAUGAUGACAUAAAAUGGGAAGAUAUUCCUCAGGAGAUUGCACCAAAGAAAUUGAAAACUGGUGGCAGCUUCAAACCUGUGCAGAAGGGCCAUACAGGAGGAGUACGAGUAGCUGGGCAGGAUUUUGCCAGCUGGGAAAGACACACUAAAGGAAUUGGACAAAAACUUCUUCAGAAAAUGGGUUACAUUCCUGGGAGAGGUCUUGGCAAAAAUGCUCAAGGUAUUGUGACUCCAAUUGAAGCAAAACAGAGGAAGGGAAAAGGGGCAGUUGGUGCUUAUGGAGCAGAACGAACAGCACAGUCACUGCAGGAUUUUCCCGUUGUGGAUUCUGAUGAAGAGGCAGAGAGGGAAUUCCGGAAAGAACUGCAACAGUGGAAGAAGGACCCUGCAGGAACAAAGAAAAAACCCAAAUACCUGUAUAAAACAGUGGAAGAACUGAAAGCAAAAGGCAGAAUUGAUCGGAAACUGGCAGCACCUCAGACUGAACUCUCCCAGGUUAAGGUUAUAGAUAUGACUGGUCGAGAACAGAGAGUGUACUACAGUUACAGCCAGAUGACCAACAAACAUGACAUACCAGAUGAUAACGCUGUGCAGAGCGAGAAGGACAAGGCUCCAACCUUUAGUUUGCCAGAACUAGAACAUAACCUGAAGCUUCUGGUUGACAUGACAGAGCAGGAAAUUAUCCAGAAUGACAGACAGCUGCAGUAUGAGAAGGACAUGGUUAUUAACCUCACCCAUGAAUGUGAGAAGCUGUCUCAGGUGCUUGAUCAGGAAGAACAGACCAUUGAUAAGCUGGGUCAAGUCCUGGAGAUUAUUGAGGAGUGUGAGAAGCGUCUGCAGCCUGAAAGUGAGAAUCCUCUGACUCUGGAUGAUUGUGUUGAGAUUUUUGAGACCUUACAAGAGAAAUAUUAUGAGGAAUACAAAACCUUCGACCUUCCUGAGCUUGCUGUUGCUGUUGUGUACCCACUUCUGAGAGAGCAUUUAAAAAACUGGCAACCCCUUAAGGAACCAGUGUAUGCCAUUGAUGUUUUCGUCAAGUGGAAGAAUAUUUUGGACAAUGACAUGCUGCCCAAUGCUGGAGAAGAUAUGUCCUCUAUGGAUCCUUACCACAGGAUGAUGUGGGAAGUGUGGCUUCCAAUUGUAAGAGAAAUAGUUAAUGAUUGGCAGCCACGGAACUGUAGUCCAAUGGUAGAUUUUCUGGAUGCCUGGGUGACUCUUAUCCCAGGGUGGAUACUAGAAAAUGUUAUGGAUCAGCUUAUUUUCCCAAAGCUACAGACUGAGGUGGAAAGCUGGAAUCCACUGACUGACACAGUCCCAAUUCACUCUUGGAUCCAUCCAUGGCUUCCUUUGAUGCAGUCACGACUGGAGCCGUUGUACUCUCCCAUACGAAAUAAGUUGUCCAAUGCACUGCAGAAGUGGCAUCCCAGUGAUUCAUCGGCAAAGCUAAUUCUUCAACCGUGGAAAGCAGUAUUUACCCCAGGGUCAUGGGAGGCUUUCAUGGUUAAAAACAUUGUUCCUAAAUUAGUGAUGUGUUUGUCAGAAUUUGUCAUCAACCCUCACCAGCAACAUAUGGAUGCCUUUUACUGGGUAAUGGACUGGGAUGGCAUGAUUUCUCUUUCCAGCCUUCUUAGUCUUCUAGAGAAAAAUUUCUUCCCAAAGUGGCUACAAGUGUUAUGUUCAUGGCUUAGUAACGAUCCUAACUAUGAAGAAAUUACGAAGUGGUAUCUUGGUUGGAAGUCCAUGUUCUCUGAUCAGAUACUUGCACAGCCUUCUAUCAAAGAAAAAUUUAAUGAAGCUCUUGAUAUCAUGAACAGGGCUGUUGCCAGUGUUGGUGCAUAUGCACAACCUGGUGCACGUGAAAACAUUGCGUACCUCACACAUACUGAAAGGCGGAAGGACUUCCAGUAUGAGGCAAUGCAAGAGCGCAGGGAAGCGGAGAGUGUAGCUCAACGUGGAAUUGGAGUAUCUUCUGUCUCUGUACCCAUGAACUUCAAAGAUUUAAUCCAAACAAAAGCAGAAGAGCACAAUAUUGUAUUCAUGCCUCUUAUGGGCAAACGGCAUGAAGGAAAACAGCUAUAUACAUUUGGACGCAUUGUUAUUUAUAUAGAUAGAGGAGUUGUGUUUGUUCAGGGAGAAAAAACAUGGGUGCCAACCUCCCUCCAGAGUUUAAUUGAUAUGGCAAAAUAAUGGUGCUGUUUAUAUUGUAUAUGUUGUGUAAUUGUACCAGUGCUGUGUUUUUCUGUAAAAUGAUUAAAUAAAUCUGAAUUAGAUUUUUAUUUGAAAAAAAAAAAACUGUACAGAAAGCAUUUCAUUUUUAAAGAGAUGCUUUACUCGCAGUCAGAAGAGCUAUAUAGCUGUAUCUUUUUAUCUUGAAUCAGUAAAUAUCUUUCUUUAUAAGUAAAA
Molecule: messenger RNA, 2735 nt
Organism: Protopterus annectens (West African lungfish)
Lineage: Eukaryota; Metazoa; Chordata; Ceratodontiformes; Protopteridae
Gene: TFIP11
Product: tuftelin interacting protein 11
Exons: 13
Coding region: 3-2519 (838 amino acids)
Biological process (GO): spliceosomal complex disassembly
Cellular component (GO): U2-type post-mRNA release spliceosomal complex
Molecular function (GO): nucleic acid binding
Source: RefSeq, a predicted model, not a curated record